Pieris brassicae (large cabbage white) is the source of this 972-nucleotide messenger RNA. RefSeq lists its product as uncharacterized. The record is from RefSeq and is a predicted model, not a curated record. Bases 40 to 354 code for a protein of 104 amino acids. NCBI's taxonomy places the organism in Eukaryota, Metazoa, Arthropoda, Insecta, Lepidoptera, Pieridae. The transcript is spliced from 4 exons.
CUAGGUCUGGUAACGUUCAGUUGUGCAAUUGUUAUUAGAAUGAUAUUUAAAAAGCUACUACCGAGUUUAAUAAUUUUAGUGAUAGCAGAAGAAGUAUGGAGCCACGUUGAAAUAGAAGCGGAAGAUUACUUCUUCCCGUUAGAACCAGUAAUAAAUUUCUGCAAAAUGGCCGACCAGUGUCAGCAUGACUUUGUGGCAAUUUGCGGGCAGGAUUCUUUAGGUAUUUCUAGAAUGUUCAAUGACAACUGCGAUCUAUAUGAGUACAACUGUGAUGAGAAGAAACAAUACCGCCACGUAAAGCUAGAUGUGUGCAAGUAUGAAGCCGCCGCUUCUGAGAGGGCACAGUAUAGAUAAAGCAGUAGCUACAUGGCUUUUGUUAGUGGCAAAUAAAUUUUAUUAUAAUAUGACUGACGUACAGCUAAUACCAGAUUUACUUCCUAACUCUAAGUACGAGUUAAAUAAUCCUAUGGAAUACUCGUAUUGUCUAAAGCAAAGAUAAUCUUGAAAAGUAAUUGUCAAUAAAAAAGGCUUAAGAAAGUAUAUUUUAAAGUUCCUUUCCGUUCCGUUCCCUUCCGUUUCCUUAUUUGUUGUUUGUUUUUUUUAAAUGUGGAUGUAGAAUAUAGUACAUAGUUAUUUUCAUUUCACCUUCCCUGUAAUAUUUAGAUUUUUAAUAUGCAGUGUAAAUAAAAUUAUAACUAGUUAAGUCUAUAAAGCAAAAAUACUCCAAUAAAAUUUACCCAAAAUAAAACGAAAAGAUUCAUUUCUUUAUUUUGUAAAAGUGUUUUAAAAAAAUAUGAAGUCUCCAGUAUUUGUCAUCGCGAGUAACUACAACACAUUCCUAGUACUCUGUCUUAGUAUUUGCGUCAAAUAUUUACUUAGUAAUCUUGCCAAUGUUACAAAAUCUUUGUGUUUUUUAAAACUCGCUGCUGUGUUACUUGUCAAUUGCUGUGGAUUUACCUCACAGACAGAAUU